Molecule: messenger RNA, 1281 nt
Organism: Oncorhynchus mykiss (rainbow trout)
Lineage: Eukaryota; Metazoa; Chordata; Actinopteri; Salmoniformes; Salmonidae
Gene: znrd2
Product: zinc ribbon domain containing 2
Source: RefSeq, a predicted model, not a curated record
UAUUUUGGUUUAGUUAUAAAAAUAUAUAUUUGACUGGACUGUCUCUGAGCUAGCUAGCUAUAGUCUUCCACUACGGCAGGUGGCAGUAGCAAACCUAUAAAGGUUACAUUUCCAACGUAGUGCACGCAUGUGUACAUACAUUUUUUAUAAAGCAACGGCGUGCAGCAACGAGGGAUAGCAGUGGAAUCAUGGCACUGAAUGCAGACGACGAUGACUUCGAGUGGACACCCCCUUCAGAAUCGGAGAUGAAGGUUAUUCAUGCUCAGCGGGAACGACAGGACAAAAUAAGCAAGCUCAUGGGUGCCUACCUCCUCAAAGGCUACAAAAUGUUAGGAGAAUGCUGUGAGCAAUGUGGGACGAUUCUCCUUCAGGACAAGCAGAAGAAGAACUACUGUGUUGCAUGUCAGGAACUGGACUCUGACGUAGACAAGGACAACCCAGCCCUAAAUGCCCAGGCUGCCCUGUCACAGGUCAGAGAGAGACAGCUAGCCUCUCAGCCUGUCCAUCUGGACAAUGAAGCCCCCUCCAGUGACACCCCCCUCUCCAUCACAGGGCAGCCCCGACCAGAGCACUGCGAGGGUGCUGCGUCAGGACUGAGAGGGCCCCUACCUCCACCAGCCAACCCCUCCCCUGCACUCACCGUGACCCCUAGCUUCCUCCCUACAUCCACCCCAUCCAUACAGCCAGUCCAGGUGGCAGCCCCCAUAGUAGCCCCUGCACCUCACCCAGCCCUGUCCAGUGCUGAGGAUGCAGUGCUGCACAAGCUGCGGUGGGCUACACAGGAGCUCCAGCACUCAGCCUCAGUAGAGGCUAGUAUCCAGCUGUGCAGCCUCAUCCGCAGCUGCGCAGAUUCACUGCGCAGCCUGAAAGAGCUUCACCAAUCAUGAGACUGAACUGAUGGCAAUUCUAAAAACAGAAACAAGGCAUAAACACAUGCUGACAUAAGCAACACCGGAAGUUGUAGCAUCUUGAUUCCCUUGCAAAGGUUUUUGUGGCAAAUAUGGCGGUAAAGGUUCAUGUAAUUAACUUGGACAACUGUCUGUAUGCAUAGUUUGUAUUUUGAUUGCCUGACCUGUAGUGUAACAUUUGUUUAAACAUUGCUGUUACUUUUCAUUUGAAGUCUUCUCUGGAUUCAUGGUGAAGUUGACACAAACUUGCGUGGUGAGAAUGGGCACCUCUGAGUGGUUGAAUUUCUUUAAACUGCAUAUAGUUGAGUGGGGUUUGACUGGUUGAUAUUAAUGUACAUCACUUGUUUAUAAAAAUCUGAAUUUAUCCACAUUA